AUGAGCUCCAAUAAUAAACGUAUCCCCUUGGAAGACGCCAUUAUAGUCGGAGGAGAGGCCAUUUCCAGGGCUGCUCUGGAAUUUGACGUUCGUCUAAUUAUGCAUAGAAAAUGCGAUUUCACCACCUUCACAAGCGUUUGGUCCCAUUAUAACUUUUCGUUGAUCCACUUUGCUUGCCCUGAGAAGACUGGCCGAUCAGUGUUUAUGCAAAAUCUGUAUCAAUUAUUUAUUGGCUAUUAUCACACCUCCCGUCUGGUGGAGGUAAAAUUGGGUGUUCUUUAUGGAAUAUACCUUCUGUUUUUUACGCAACCAGAUAAUCUCGAAAAGAUCAGAAUUCGGAUCUCACUCAGCAUGUAUUCUGGCUAUUGCCAACAGCACGAUCUAUUUGAUGCCGAGUAUAUUUAUGAACGACUCGUUGCCGAAAGUGCUUUCGAAUUGGUCGCGGUAGUAGAUCCGUGCGGUGAAUACGGGAGGGACAGGCGCAAGAAGAGAGGGAUGAUCCCAAAUUCAAUUUCGGAGAUCAAGCGAGAGAUGACGAUGGCACCGAUGGGCGAAUUUGAAAACCCGGAUUCAUUGGAUAAGCUUGAACAGAUCGCAAACCAAUAUUACGCAAAGAAACGUAAGAUCGCCGAUACAGAAGAGGCCAAGGUCGCAUCGCGUAAGGUCACUCGUCAAAAGAUGAAGUCGAAUCCUCCAAGUGACUGUCCACUAGACAUCUGGUCGAUCGUCGCUCCUUUAAGUGCAUCCGACGAAAAUAUUACCACCAUUCUAAGAGACAGGAUCGAGCAAAUCAAGAACGAACGACACGAAUUCUUGACUAAAGAUGACAGCGAUCAGAAUGAAGAUACGAAUAGUGAAGAUGACCAAGAGAAUGCGACGGCGUUCCAAAUACGAAAUAAGAUACGAUCUCAACCAUACAAUACGAAGAGAAGGCAAUACGUUCCAUUUGCCAUGCAGGCAACCGUAAGAGCCAUGGAAAGAGAUGCGGAGGUUCGAUCAUCUGGUGCUAAAGCACAAGUUAGGGCUUCCAAUUCUCUGGAUAAUGAUUCUCCGUAUCUAUCAUAA
Molecule: messenger RNA, 1065 nt
Organism: Acaulospora morrowiae
Lineage: Eukaryota; Fungi; Glomeromycota; Glomeromycetes; Diversisporales; Acaulosporaceae
Source: the annotation of a GenBank genome assembly